Molecule: messenger RNA, 1116 nt
Organism: Neoarthrinium moseri
Lineage: Eukaryota; Fungi; Ascomycota; Sordariomycetes; Amphisphaeriales; Apiosporaceae
Exons: 10
Coding region: 1-1116 (371 amino acids)
Source: RefSeq, a predicted model, not a curated record
AUGUACAACGAGAUGAAUAAGGAGCUGCCCGGAACAACCUUACCUGCUCGAUUCGUCAUGUAUACCCAGUUUCUUGUUCAACUGCAACUACGGCUCACCAAAUCCUCAACGUUCGACCGGAACGCCCUGCACGUCUUACGCCGCCGCAUACUUGAUCUUCGGGAAGUGAGGGGCAUUGUUCCACCGGAUCCGACACCACGCGCACUUCUGGGUUGGUAUGAACCAACAGAGUAUGGGGACGAGGAAACGAAUACACAUUGGGCCGAAAAAAUCUUCAGUCGACCUCUCCUGGCAAAAACGAAAUUGCCGAAGAGCAAGCGACCUUGUGAAGCAUUGAGUUCUCUUCAUCGCAUUGGGAAGAUGAGCAUGUCUCCUGAUAUCAAGAUCCUCGUCAAAAGGACCUUUGACCACGGCCGACUCUCGGUGACAUUCCUCCUACAAACUAUACAUGACUACCCCUAUGUGUUCAUCCGGACAGAUCAUGAAGGGCAACCCAUGGUUUCCACGUACGGUGCCCACGAGCUAUGCAUUGAGCGUCGCGACAGUGCAACUUUGCAGUUCACGCGAUGGAGUGAAAGCGAGCAGCGAACCAAGCUUUGGGCGAGUCUUGUCUUCACCAUCUGGGAAGAAAUGAUCUUGUUCCACUGCAUAUUUCUCUGCUUAAAGGCCCGGAGUAUUCUCAGAGAGAACAUCAGAGAGAGCGAGUACAAGCUGCAGGAAGAGGAUGCACUGUUUCAAGCCAAGAUCGUCGAUGACGGUUUCUCCCAUUCUCUUUCUAUCUGCCAUGACUCCCACACCGACCGCAAACGACUUUACGCGACUGUCUUGGACAGUCGAGAGUUGAAGCACUGCCCAGUUUGGACGGCAUUCCUCCCGGUAUCGCAGAAUAGGACCUGGCUAUUCCGCAAAUCGCGACACCGAGUUUGGCUCCGUGGAAUCAGACCCUAUGUAUUUUGCGAGAAGUACCGACCUCGUCAUCAACGGAGGACAGCCGGUGCUUUUGAGCUCUACUUUGUCAAGGAGGAAGCGGCCAAUCGCUUUUUGGAGGUCUUCGAGCUCCCUGAGACAGCAUCCACAAUAAACGAUGCAUCGAGCCAAGGGACUGCGGACCUUUAG